GAGAGAGAGAGAACACAACGAUACAGAAGAGAAGCGAAGGUCGCAAAGAGAGACGAAAACACGCGGCGGCGUUGAUUUCCCGGCGAAAGGGGAACAAACAGAUUGAGAUUCAGCGAAAGCGUUCUAGGGUUUCCUUCUCGAUUCGCCUUCUUUGACCUCUCGAUCUAUUCUCUUCAUUCUUCUCACCUUCAUCCAUCAUCCCUCCCAUCUCCAUUCUAGGGUUUCUUGAUCCGUCUUGCUACGUUCCUUACCCUCUCGGUUGUUGAGUGCGACGAACUUUGGCGGAGGAUGAGCCCCGGAGGAGGGGAGGCUUAAGGAAUCAGCUUUUGGGUAGAGGAAAAAUUGUGGAGGGGUUUCCAUGAGCGAUGGGGGUGUCGCAUGCAUGCCUCUACUGAAUAUCAUGGAGAAGCUUCCAACUGUGGAGAAGACGCUUUGUGGAGGCAACAAUGAUCUCAAGAUUGCUGCUACUUCGGAGAAUGGUCUUACAUCAAUCUCAACUACUAAUGAUAAGCUCACGGAGUCUCAGUCAGCAGCUACCUCUCAACCAGCUAAGAAGAAGAAGAAAAUUGUUAAGAAGGUAAUUCGUAAAGUUCUCGUGAGAAAGCCUAAGCAGCCUCAGAAACAAGAAGAGGAGAAGCCAAAAGACAAGAUUUUGCAACUCCCUGGAGAAUCACAGGUCCAGACGAAAGAGCAGGAGAAGAAGAAGAGUGUGCCUGUGCAGAGGAAAGAAGGAGAUACUAGUAAUGGACAACUCGAAAACUCUGGAGAUUCUGGGCUUAAAGAUGAAGUGGAAGAGGGUGAGUUAGGUACAAUGAAUUCUCAUGGGGUUUUGGAGAACGGUGAAAUUUCUCCAGUGAAGUCAUUGCAGAGUUGUGAGAUCGAAAAGGGCGAGAUUUCUGGGGAGAGUUGGAAGAAAAAUGAGACUGGGAAGGCGAAGUUCAGUUACAUGCAGUAUGAUGAUAAAGGGCACGUCGAGAGAGGGGAUUUACCUUCAGAUAAGUACAGGAAAGGGGAAGAGAGAGACGUCAGGUCAUGGAGAGAUCCCAAUGAUGAAAUUGAGAAGGGGGAGUUCAUCCCAGACAGAUGGCCUAAAAUGGAUACAGUAAAGGAUGAUCAUAGUUACAACCGGUCUCGUAGGUAUGGAUCAGACAGAGAGAAAACGUGGAGAUACGAGUAUGAUUAUGAACAUGAACGUACCCCGCCUGGUGGAAGGUUUGUUAAUGAGGAUUUCUAUCGCCGGAGAGAAUUCCGAAGUGGGAAUGACAGGGCUACGAGGAUCAGUUCUAAAAUUGUAAUAGAAGAUCAUUUGCAUAAGGACGAAUACAACGAUCCCAAUAGUCUUGGGAAAGAGUAUUCUUCUACUGUGAACAAGUUGAAGCGACAUGGAGCUGAACCGGAUAGCUUUGAGCGCAAACACUCUUAUGAUGAUUAUGGAGAUUAUGGGAGCUCCAAAUAUAGAAAAAUUUCUGAUGAUUAUUCCCGCUCUCUUCACUCAGACCACUAUUCACGUCACUCUGUUGAGAGACUGUACAAAGAUUCAUAUUCAUCAAAAACUUCACCUCUGGAAAAAUAUUCUAGAAAGCACCAAGACUCAUCUUUCCCUGCAAGGUCUUUUUCAGACAGACAUGGAAACAGCCCUGCACGAUCUGACCUUUCCCCACAUGACCGGUCUAGGUACCAUGAACACAGGGAUAGAAGUCCACUCCUUCGGGAGAGGUCGCCAUAUGCCCGGGAGAGAUCGCCGUACAUAUUUGAGAAGUCUUCACAUGCUCGUAAAAGGUCUCCACAUGACCGCAGCAAUCACCAUGAUUAUAGAAGAAGUCCAAGUUACUCUGAGUGGUCUAGUGAUCGUAGGGAUGGUACUUCUAACUAUAGGGAAGAUCCCCAGAGCGAUCGUAACAGACGUAAUGGCCACAGAGAAAUAAGCAGAAAAAGUGGAGUAAGGGAGAGGAGGGAUUCUCAGACUGGCAUGGAGCUCGAGCAUAAGUACAGACAUAGAGAUUCUAAUGGAAAAGAGUCGACUUCAUCAAGCAGAGCAUUGCAAGGUAAAAACAUUUUGUACAACAACGAUCCGGUGGUUGAAAAAAAUUCUAUUUGCGAUGAUUCAUCCAAGCUCCCAAGUCCGUGUGCAAAGGGAAGCGAGUCUGUGCAAGUUGCUGAAGCUCCUACCGAAGAGUUGCCAUCAAUGGAGGUAGAUAUGGACAUUUGUGAUACACCACCUCAUGAGCCUGCAAAGGGAAAAGAGUCUGUGGCGGCUGAUUCAUUUUUGGGGAAGUGGUUUUAUCUUGAUUACUAUGGCAUGGAAAAUGGGCCUGCAAAGUUAUCCGAGCUUAAAGCUCUUAUGGAGCAAGGUUUUCUUUUCCCUGACCAUAUGAUUAGACAUUCAGAUAACAAUAGGUGGGUCACUAUUGAAAAUGCAACAUCUCCUAGGGUCAGCAUAAAUUUUCCAUCGGUCGUGUCAGAUGCAGUGACACGGCUCGUCAAUCCUCCUGAAGCGCCUGGUAAUUUAUUAGAAGACCUUGUAGAUGCUGCCGAAGCAGUUCCUAAGGACCAAGAAGCUGGACAUUCCUUACCUGAAUCAAUGUCUAUACCAGAUACUAAGGAAAUUUUAGUAGGACAUCAUGAAGAUUUUCAGUUUGAUAGAAGGAUCGCUAGUCUCGUAGAGGGUUGUACUAUCACCCCUGGCAGGGAACUUGAAACACUUGGAGAAGCUAUGCAGAUUAAAGUUGAGCUUGAAGAGACGAGAAGAUCUCUGAGUCCUGAAGAUAUCACGUGGUGCUAUUAUCAAGUGGUAGAUCAGUUGCUAGGGAAUGAGUCGUCCGGGCGUUCGGAGCCCAAGACAGGGGAUAUCCAAGAAUCGAAGUCAGAAAAUGUUGAUGGUUCUGAGAGCGAUGAGUUAGGCAGCUGGUUUUCAGGUCGUUGGUCUUGCAAAGGAGGGGACUGGAUACGAUGCGAAGAAACUUCUCAAGACACAUAUUACAAAAAGAAAUUGGUUCUGAAUGAUGGUUUCCCAUUAUGCCUGAUGCAGAAGUCUGGUGAUGAGGAUCCUCGAAGGCAUCACAAUGAUGAUUUGUAUUAUCCUUGUAGCAGCUCUAAGCUGGAACUUCCCCUGUGGGCUUUUUCUGGUGUAGAUGAGAGAAAUCAGGCGAGGGGAGUCAAAGCUAGUGUGCUGUCUGUAGUUAGGCUUAACUCAUUGGUCGUAAAUGAUCAAGUUCAGUCGGUUCCUGAUCCCCGUGUAAAAGUUCGUGGUAGGGAAAGCUGCUCUUCAAGGCAUGCUCGUCCAUCCCCUGCAUCUAGUGAUUCCAAGUGGGAAUCAGUCGAAACUAAAUCUCAAUCAUCUUGCGGUAGUCAAGAUUUGCAGGGGUCUUGGAGAACAGGCGCAUCUGUUAAUACCCCUAGAGAUCGUCUGUACACAGUCGAUGAUUUGCAAUUGCAUUUGGGUGAUUGGUUCUACAUGGAUGGGGCUGGGCAAGAACAAGGACCUCUGCCAUUUUCAGAGCUCCAUAUAUUGAUUGAUAAAGGCUUAAUAAAGAGCCAUAGUAGUGUCUUCAGGAAAUCUGAUAAAAUUUGGGUACCUGUUACUUCUAUCACAAAAGCUCUUGAAAACAAUGCCAAGCUUCAGGGAAAGAAACCAACUCAGCCUUCAAAUCGUCAAAGCCUUGUUGUCUCAGAGUCACAGGAUUUCAAGCAUUCUGAGGACACAAGUCUAAGCUCGUUCCAUAGUAUGCACCCUCAGUAUGUUGGUUAUUUCCGUGGGAAACUCCAUCAAUUGGUUAUGAAAACAUUCAAGAGUCGGGAGUUUUCUGCUGCCAUAAACGAUGUUGUAGACUCUUGGAUCCAUGCAAGACAUCCAAAGAAAGAGACUGACAAGUACAUGUACCACUCUUCAGGAUUUGAUUCAUCCUAUUCAAAAAGAGCUCGAUUGAUGGCUGGUGAAAGUGGGGGCCAUUCUGAAGUGGAUAAUGUGUUUCAUAAGGAUGAGUUAGCAUUUGAGGAUUUAUGUGGGGACGCUACCUUCCAUGUAGAAAGAAGUGGAUCUUCUCGCACCGUGGGGAUUCACUGGGAUCUGUUAGAUGGUCAUGCGUUAGCUCGGGUGUUUCAUUUGUUGAGAUAUGAUGUAAAAUCACUUGCAUUUGCGUCCAUGACCUGUAGAAAUUGGAAAACCACUGUUAGUUCAUACAAGGAGAUUUCAAGACAAGUUGACUUAUCUUCUUUGGGUCCAAACUGCACAGAUUCUAGGCUCUGGAGUAUCAUGAACACUUACAACACGCAGAAGAUAAACUCUAUCAUUCUGGUUGGAUGUACAAAUGUGACUUCCAGUAUGCUUGAGGAAAUUCUUCGUUUCUUUCCCCAUAUAUCUUCUGUAAACAUAACAGGCUGUUCUCAGUUUGGAGAUUUGACAUUGAGCUAUAAAAAAGUAAGUUGGCUCAAAUUUCAGCAUCCUCGAUCAGGUGAAUUGCAUUCCAAGUUAAGGAGUUUGAAACAGACUACAGAUGUUGCUAAGUCUAAGGGCUUAGCAGGCGAUACAGAUGAUUUUGGUAACCUUAAGGAUUACUUUGAUCGAGUGGAAAAGCGAGAUUCAGCCAAUCAGUUAUUCCGAAGAAGCUUAUACAAACGCUCAAAAUUGUAUGAUGCAAGGAAAUCCUCAGCAAUUCUAUCCAGGGAUGCUCGUAUUCGGCGAUGGGCGGUUAAAAAGUCAGAACAUGGCUAUAAGCGAGUGGAGGAAUUCCUUGCUUCAAGCCUUAGGGGCAUCAUGAAGCAGAAUACGUUUGACUUCUUCACUUUAAAGGUUGCUCAAAUAGAGGAAAAAAUGAAAAACGGUUACUACGUUAGUCAUGGUUUGAAAUCUGUCAAAGAGGAUAUCAGCCGGAUGUGCAGGGAAGCAAUUAAAGGGAGGAACCGGGGAGGUUCCAAAGACAUGAACCGAAUCAUCGUACCAUUUAUUCAACUUGCCACACGUUUAGAAGAGGUCUCUAUGGUUACUUCUUCAUAUAAAAGAGAUGAAUUAAUGAAAUCCUGGCAAGAUGGCUCAGGGUUCCCAUCAGCCUCUAAGUACAAUAAGAAGUUUAGCAAAUCAGUAACUGAAAAGAAGUACAUGAGCAGGACUAGUGACACAGUUGGUGUAAAUGGUGCGUUGGACUACGGAGAAUAUGCAUCUGACCGAGAAAUCAAAAGGCGUUUGUCUAAACUGAAUCGUAAAUCAUUUGGUUCGGGAAGUGAAACAUCUUCCGAGCUAUCUGACAAUGACAGUUAUAGCUCAGCCUCAGCUUCAGAAAGUGAAUCGGAUAUCCGUUCAGAAGGUCGAUCACAGGACUCACGUGUCGAAAAAUACUUCACAGCCGACGAGUCCUUUGAUUCUGUGGUCGAAGAGCGAGAAUGGGGUGCACGUAUGACCAAAGCUGGUCUUGUGCCACCUGUCACUAGGAAAUAUGAAGUGAUUGAAGAGUACACAAUUGUCGCCGAUGAGGAGGAGGUUGAACGAAAGAUGCGGGUUUCUUUGCCAGAAGACUAUACUGAGAAGCUUAAUGCACAAAAAAAUGGUACUGAAGAGUUGGAUAUGGAACUUCCUGAAGUCAAGGAGUAUAAACCAAGAAAGCUUCUUGGCAACGAGGUUUUAGAGCAAGAGGUUUAUGGAAUCGAUCCUUACACUCAUAACCUCUUACUUGAUUCAAUGCCAGAAUUGGACUGGUCACUGCAGGAUAAACAUUCGUUUAUAGAAGAUGUAGUCUUACGUACCCUGAACAGGCAAGCUAGGUUGUUCACUGGAUCUGGGAACACCCCCAUGGUAUUCCCUUUAAGGCCUGUGAUUGAAGAGCUCAAAGAGAAUGCUCGUGAAGAGUGUGAUAUACAAACAAUGAGGAUGUGUCAAGGCAUCUUAAAGGCUAUAGAAAGUCGUUCUGAUGAUAACUAUGUGUCUUAUCGGAAGGGCCUCGGUGUUGUGUGCAACAAACAAAGUGGUUUUGUAAAAGAAGAUUUUGUUGUUGAAUUUCUUGGAGAGGUUUAUCCUGUAUGGAAGUGGUUUGAGAAGCAAGAUGGAAUUCGUUCCUUACAGGAAAACAAAACCGAUCCAGCACCAGAGUUUUACAAUAUAUAUCUUGAGAGACCAAAGGGUGAUGCUGAUGGAUAUGAUUUAGUUGUUGUUGAUGCCAUGCACAAGGCUAAUUAUGCUAGUCGGAUAUGUCACUCUUGCCGACCGAACUGUGAAGCUAAGGUUACUGCGGUGGAUGGACAUUACCAGAUUGGCAUCUAUUCAGUACGUCCUAUUGAGUAUGGCGAAGAGAUAACUUUUGAUUAUAAUUCUGUAACUGAGAGUAAGGAAGAAUAUGAAGCGUCUGUUUGCUUGUGUGGUAGCCAAGUAUGCCGAGGCAGCUACUUGAAUCUCACCGGUGAAGGUGCAUUUCAGAAGGUGUUGAAGGAAUGGCAUGGUCUGCUGGAUAGACACAAGCUGAUGCUAGAAGCGUGUAUGCUAAAUUCAGUUUCAGAAGAAGAUUAUCUUGAGUUGGGAAGAGCUGGACUGGGAAGUUGUUUGCUUGGUGGGCUGCCAGAUUGGGUGAUUGCGUAUUCUGCUCGUCUGGUGCGGUUCAUCAAUUUCGAGAGAACUAAGCUUCCAGAGGAAAUUCUUAAGCAUAAUAUGGAAGAAAAGAGAAAAUAUUUCUCAGACGUACACCUUGAUGUUGAGAAAAGUGAUGCUGAGGUUCAGGCUGAGGGUGUCUACAAUCAGAGGCUUCAGAAUUUGGCUGUCACACUUGACAAGGUAAGAUAUGUUAUGAGACGCGUGUAUGGGGAUCCAAAGAACGCUCCUCCUCCGCUGGAGAGGCUUAAUCCUGAAGAAACAGUCUCUUUUUUAUGGAACGGGGAUGGCUCGUUAGUUGAGGAGAUGCUUCAGUGCCUGUCACCUCACGUGGAAGAAGGCAUUGUUGAUGAACUUAGGUACAAGAUUCGUGCCCAUGAUCCAUCUGGAUCUGUAGAUGUCCUUGAGGAGCUUCAGAGAUCAUUACUUUGGUUGAGAGAUGAGAUCCGAGAUCUACCUUGUACAUACAAGUGUCGGAAUGAUGCUGCAGCUGAUUUAAUACACAUAUAUGCCUAUACGAAGUGUUUUUUCAAAGUUCGGGAAUAUAAGUCCUUUGUCUCUUCUCCUGUGCAUAUUAGCCCUUUAGAUCUGGGGGCCAAGUAUGCGGAUAAGUUAGGUGACAGCAUAAAGGAGUACCGGAAAACUUACGGCGAGAACUAUUGUCUUGGGCAGCUAAUUUACUGGUAUGAGCAGACAAAUACUGAUCCGGAUCUCACAUUGGUGAAAGCAACCAGAGGCUGCUUGUCUUUGCCCGACGUUGCUUCCUUUUAUGCAAAGGCCCAGAAACCAUCAAAGCAUCGUGUUUAUGGCCCAAAGACGGUUAAAACCAUGGUUUCACAGAUGGUAAAGCAACCUCAAAAACCGUGGGCAAAGGAUAAAAUAUGGAUGUUCAAAAGCACCCCGGGAGUAUUUGGAAGCCCGAUGUUCGAUGCUGUCCUCAACGAUUCGUCACUAGAUAGAGAACUGUUGCAGUGGCUAAGAAGCAGACGGCAUGUUUUUCAAGCGACAUGGGAUAGUUAGGUGAAAGCUAAAAAGAACACCUUUAUAUUAUUCAGAAGGGUUCCCUUUUUUUGGGAAGGGGUUAGAGGCAACAUCCAGUUACUAAAAAUAGUCUCUUAUCGAUAUGACCAAAGCAACAGCAAGUGCCAUACGCAGCAAAGAGGCUCAAGCAGCAGCGCUUUCCCGUCAAAUUCUUAUUGUAUAGCUUUUGCCACACAUAUAUAUGAUUUUGGAAAAUGACAAUAACUUUGGGUUAGGACCAUUGUUAGAUUAGGCUCACAUAAUUUUCAGAGAAGAGAAUCAUUUGACUAGUUUGUAUCUCUUCUUCUUUUUUUUUGGGUUACCUUAGUAAUAAUAGCUCUCUUGUUCUUUUGUUCCUAAAUCU
Messenger RNA from Eruca vesicaria subsp. sativa (arugula), 7955 nucleotides. Lineage: Eukaryota; Viridiplantae; Streptophyta; Magnoliopsida; Brassicales; Brassicaceae. The record is from the annotation of a GenBank genome assembly.